AUCUCACCCAGUAACAAUGCAAGAGUUGAUGUCAGUCUAUAAAAGGAAGUAGGAACUGUCCCUGGCUUUCAGGCUCCAACAUCCUCCCUCUGUCAAGAUGUGGCACCUCAAACUUUGUGCAGUCCUCAUGAUCUUCCUGUUGCUGUUGGGCCAGAUAGAUGGCUCCCCAAUACCAGAAGUGAGUUCAGCAAAGAGAAGGCCACGGAGAAUGACCCCAUUUUGGAGAGGGGUUUCCCUCAGGCCUAUUGGAGCCUCCUGCCGGGAUGAUUCUGAGUGUAUCACAAGGCUAUGCAGAAAAAGACGCUGUUCCUUAAGUGUGGCCCAGGAAUGAUGUACAUACCAGGGAAGGAAAGGACAGCAGUCACCUCCGACAAUGCUCCGUUCUAUGGAAUAUUGAUUAACUGCAUUUUGGCUGGAGACACCCAAGUGAAGCAAUCUUGUAUUUUUAAUAUUUAAAGGCAGAUGUAUGCUUUAAA
Pan troglodytes (chimpanzee) is the source of this 476-nucleotide messenger RNA. RefSeq names its product liver enriched antimicrobial peptide 2 (gene LEAP2). Bases 98 to 331 code for a protein of 77 amino acids. The transcript is spliced from 3 exons. The record is from RefSeq and is a predicted model, not a curated record. Lineage: Eukaryota; Metazoa; Chordata; Mammalia; Primates; Hominidae. Gene Ontology annotation, biological process: defense response to bacterium; antimicrobial humoral immune response mediated by antimicrobial peptide.